Molecule: messenger RNA, 5434 nt
Organism: Astyanax mexicanus (Mexican tetra)
Lineage: Eukaryota; Metazoa; Chordata; Actinopteri; Characiformes; Acestrorhamphidae
Exons: 17
Coding region: 534-4352 (1272 amino acids)
Molecular function (GO): protein binding
Source: RefSeq, a predicted model, not a curated record
UUAUUAUUAUUAUUAUUAUUAUUAUUAUUAUUAUUAUUAUUAAAUAGUUGUGUUGGUUCGUGUAUUGCACUAGUAGAACAAACAUUGCUUGGUUUAUGCCUAUAUGUCCCUAUAUGUUUACAUACAGAAUAAAUAAUAUUUUAAUAUUAUUUGUGUAGAAUUACAAUAAAAUCAUAAUAUUCAAUUGAGACAAAGCAGCUCAUUUUGGACUUGAGCUUUAAAUAAUGUGUGACAUCAGUGUUUUGUCAUUAAAAUAGAGGAAAGUCACAACUACACAUUUAGUCAUAAAAGGCUCCGCAAAUAUCAGCAAGUAUAUGUUUUCAGGUAGUUCACUUAUUAGUGUGAACUUAUUAGUGUGAACUUAUUAGUGUGAACUUAUUAGUGUGAACUUAUUAGUGUGAACUUAUUAGGGAGCAACUAAAACAAAUGGAAUAGGACAGAAGGCUGGCUAUGACGUUCGGCUGAGGAGGAACACCAGGCGGCAGAGCACGAGGCAGAACCUGAGGAGGAAUGCACUGUACAAGAAAGACUGAAUGGCAAAAAGACUGAUAAGACGAAAACAACUGAGUCCACAGCAAGAUGCUGAGAUUCACAUCAAAAACAAGACAGACAAACUGGGUCUUGAGGAGAGAUUUAUUAGCUCUUCUAAAGGACGAGGUGUAUUUGCGACUGCCAACUUUUCCAAAGGAGAUUUUAUCCUGGAAUACAGAGGCCAACUCUUAACACAAAAUCUCAUUCAAAACAUUAAUUCAGGAACAGUGUUUAUUUUUGAUUUUCAAUGGAGAGGGAAGUACUGGAGUGUGGAUGCAUCUGUUGAAGACAAAUCUUUAGGGAGGCUUGUAAAUGAUGAACACAAGAAACCAAACUGCAAAAUAAAAGUUGUUGAAGUAGAUGGAAUGCCAACCCUGUGCUUAUUUGCACUUAGAGAUAUUUUACCAGGAGAAGAAAUUAACUAUAAUUAUGGGGAUUCAGAUUGGCCCUGGCGCAAACAGGUUAAACCAGAAGCUUCCACUGCCAAGACUCUUCAGAAGCCUCUUAUAACUACAGGGGAAGAGAACUAUCCUGUGAAGUGUGCAAAGAGAGCACUGACUGCUAGCAGAGUUCAAGAAAAGAGAGAGGCUCCCAGAAAGUCUUUCACAAUUAUGGAGAGUGAGGAACAAGGAGAACACACUGUUUGUUGUAUCCAGAAGAGCCCUGAGACAGACUGCUCUUCCUGCCCAGUUAUAGACGAGGACAGUUCACAGGACAAGCCUUUGGGUGCUGCAGAAAACCAGGAACAAGGAGAACACACUGUUUGUUGUAUCCAGAAGAGCCCUGAGACAGACUGCUCUUCCUGCCCAGUUAUAGACGAGGACAGUUCACAGGACAAGCCUUUGGGUGCUGCAGAAAACCAGAUGUAUGCAGAAACUCCCAUGAGUCACAUUGUGAGGGAUAAGCAGACCGUUUCUUCACGUCAGACAAAAGGAAGGACUAGGUCACUCGAAAGGCCUCUUGGAAUUACAGAGCGUAAGGAACAAGGAGAACACUCUGUUAGUUGCAUCCAGAAGAGCCCUGAGACAGACUGCUCUUCCUGCCCAGUUAUAGACGAGGACAGUUCACAGGACAAGCCUUUGGGUGCUGCAGAAAACCAGGAACAAGGAGAACACUCUGUUAGUUGUAUCCAGAAGAGCCCUGAGACAGACUGCUCUUCCUGCCCAGUUAUAGACGAGGACAGUUCACAGGACAAGCCUUUGGGUGCUGCAGAAAACCAGUGUGGAACUGCAGAACAUGUUCCGAGAACAGAUAUGAAACAGAGUGCUUUGGAAAAGCACCAUGAAAUGCUCUUGCUUCAGCGUGCAGAACUUUCAUGUGAAAUAUCCAAGAUAGACAAAUUGUUGGAUUCACCAUCUCCUGGAGCUGACAGCCGUGGUAGCAACUCCUUACUUGGUACUGAAGACUUAGAGGAAAUAAUUCCAUCACCAGCCCCUGUAAAAUCUUCAUCUAGAAAACGAUCUAGGAACAGUACAGGCUGUGAGCCAAGAAAACAUCAGACCAUGGAAAGCUCAUCAGAAGACUCAGACGAGGAGUCUGAUUAUACGGACUACAGUGACGUUGAUUACAUUCCAGGCACUGAUCAAAGCUCAUCUGAUGAGUCCAAAAGAAGUCUGGAAGUGCAGCCUAUUGCAAAAAAGCCUUUGCUUGUUCAAAGAUUUCCCAUGUUGUCAUCAAAACAAGACAAUACAGAGCAUGCACAAAAUCUCACUGCAAACAGCAGCACUAUACAUGUGUUGCCACCAUCAAAUUUAAAGGCUCAGAGGGUGUAUGACAAGAGGAAUUACUGUGUAUUUUGCUUUAAGCCAUCAUCCAAAAUUGCUCGCCAUUUAGAAACAGUCCAUCGAAAUGAAGUGGAGGUAGCUCAAGCUGUUCAGUAUCCAAAGGGUUCUAAAGCACGAAGAACAAAACUGAAUAUUCUGCGAAAUCGGGGAAAUUUUGUCCACAAUGCUGAAGUUGUGAGAAAGGGAACAGGACAGUUAGUGGCAUGUUACAGACCUCGAGAACAAAGGGAUGCAAAAGAUUUCAUUCAUUGUAUUCAUUGCCAAGGCCUUUAUUCUAAACGGACUCUGUGGAGGCACAUGAAAAAUUGCCCGAAGAAGACACAAGAUUCUGCUGAUUCCCAGGUCUCAAGAAAGCGUGUUAGAUCUCUGUGUGCUCUUGCAAAUCCAGUUGGUCGGGAUAUAAGUGAGGGCUUAAAAAGGGUUCUGUCUCAAAUGACCUAUGAUGAUGUUUACCGCUCUGUCCAAAAUGAUAAGUGUAUUCUGCAGUUCGGAGAACACAUGUUCAAUCGGCAUGGGUCAGAUGUUAACAAGCAUGAUUACAUACGCCAGAAAAUGCGUGAAGUAGGAAGACUUCACCUGGAAGCUCAAAAAUUAACCCCACUGAAAACAAUGGAAGACUUUAUCAUACCUGCUAACUUCUCGCAUGUUGUUUCUGCAGUGAAAAUGGUGGCUGGAUUCAAUCCUGAAAAGAACACCUACCGCAUUCCUUCACUGGCCCUCAAGCUUGGCCACAGUCUACAGAAGAUCUGUAGUAUAGUUGAAAGUAAUGCUAUGAUAUGUGGGAACCAAACCAUGGCAGAACAAGCUAAGAACUUCAGGAUCAUACACCAGGCCAGGUGGAACGAGUUUGUCUCUGCAGGUGCAAUAACAACUCUCAAGGAAGCCAAGUGGAAUGUCCCACAGAUUUUACCAUUCACAGAAGAUGUAAAGCUUUUGAAUGCUUACCUGGAAAAGAAACAAGAUGAGUAUGAGAGAGAACUAAGAAUAAUCCCAACUGCAGAUAACUACGGUUCCCUGGCUAAGGUAACACUUGCGUUAGCAAUCAUCUUCAAUAGGAGAAGAGCAGGAGAAGUGUCAAGAAUGGAUAUGUCUGCGUUCAUGUCACGAAAUAAUGCAGAACUACAUAAAGACAUUGCUCUUUGUCUGCCAGAAUUUGAGCAAAAGAUGUGCCAGUUCUUUUCCAGAGUUGAGUUCCGUGGUAAACGUGGGAGAAUGGUCGCUGUACUUUUGAAACCAUCUAUGGUUGCAUCACUUAAGCUACUGGCUGAACACCGUGAGAAGUGUGGAGUCCCGAAAGAGAAUCCCUUCAUGUUCGCCAGACCCGGUGCAAUGUCUGCAUACAGGGGGGCAGAGUGUCUCCGCAAAUUUGCAGAUGAAUGUGGUGCCAAACAUCCUCAGGCUCUCACCUCCACAAGGCUCCGAAAACAUAUUGCAACCAUGUCUCAGAUCUUGAAUCUGGAGGAAAAUGAAGCUGACCAGCUUGCUGACUUUUUGGGACAUGAUAUCCGCAUCCAUCGACAGUACUACCGUCUGCCACAAGGAACUUUACAGCUUGCUAAAAUGAGCAAAGUGUUAAUGGCUAUGGAAAGGGGAUUGCUGUCCGAAUUCAAAGGCAAAUCACUAGAUGAGAUUGAAAUACAUCCUGAGGAGAACCUGCUUCAUUCAGAAGAAUGUGACAUGUCAAGUGAUGAUGAUAAUGAUGACUAUGAGCCUGUAGACCCAGUGACAACAGAAUCUGUUAAGCCUGCAGUCCCAGCUACUGGUCCUGACACUUUGGCAUCUCCUGUAUCAGCUGUGACUCCCAAACAAGAUGCAGCAAGAAAGCCAAAACGUAAGUGGCAGGCCUCUGAGGUAUGUGCAGUAGAGCGGCAUCUGAUGAGAUACAUCCAAACUGGUAAAGUGCCUCAGAAGCUAGACUGUAUCCAAUGUUUACACGCAGAAUCCCACGCGCUCAGCGAUCGAUCAUGGACCGAUGUGAAAAAUUUUGUACGCAACAGGAGCAUCACCUUAAAGAAACACUUCAGCUCAGCUUGUUAGGGCAAAAUUGUGUUAAUAUUGUUGGUGUAAUAUUUGUUCUGCAACACAUAUAAAGCAAGAUGUCAUAUUUAGCCAGAUAAUUAAACCUUUACUGAAUUUUACCAAAAGCUUAUUGAACAGAAAUCGUGUAAAGUAUGUGUACAGAUAUCUGGGUAACUUUUGUGAAAUACUCCCAGCUUUUUACUGUCGCAGUUUUGUAAUGAAAUGUAAUUCAGACAGACCCACAGCACUGUGCAAACGUCUUGUGGAUAACUAUUUAUCUUGGUAGUAUAGAGUUUGUACAAAUCAACAUUAACUUAAGAAUAAAUAUAAAUUGGCAUAAAACAAUUCUUAUUUAGUAGUUCAAUAAAUGAGGCACUGCUUGUGGAAUUUAACAGAUCCAGUCUUUUGACAGCACUAACUUCACUAUAACAAAUCCUGUAUAAUAAGUUUUGUUCUAACUAACAUAUCCUUAAAUUUACUAAACCAAAUCGGUGUUCUAACAACGUUUUUUUAACUAACAUCUAUAAAUUCACUAAACCAAAUCGGUGUUCUAACGACGUUUUUUUUAACUAACCUAUCUAUAAAUUCACUUAACCAAAUCGGUGUUCUAACAAUGUUUUUCUAACUAACAUAUCUAUAAAUUCACUAAACCAAAUCGGUUUUCUAACAACGUUUUUUUAACUAACAUCUAUAAAUUCACUAAACCAAAUCGGUGUUCUAACGACGUUUUUUUAACUAACAUAUCUAUAACCUUUUACUAAACAAAUCGGUGAUCAAACAGCGUUUUUCUAGCAUAGGAGUAACUAAACCAAACCUAACAGUAUUUCUUCUUAACCAACUUACCAGCAGCAUUACUGAACCAAACUGGUGUUCUGACGGCAUUCUUCUAACCAACAUAUCAGUAACAUUCUAUUAGCCAACAUAUCAAUAACUUCACUGACAAAUAACACAUUCUCAAGGCUCAAUACUGCGUUAUUCUUUAUUUGGAUUAAUUUUUUAUUGAUUAUUUGUAUUAUUAUAAAUUUAUAAUGUCUUUUAUAGUCAACAUGUUUUACAUGACAUCCUAAUACUUUUGCACAGACCUGUUGGUUUAUUAUUAU